Molecule: messenger RNA, 989 nt
Organism: Budorcas taxicolor (takin)
Lineage: Eukaryota; Metazoa; Chordata; Mammalia; Artiodactyla; Bovidae
Gene: INKA1
Product: inka box actin regulator 1
Exons: 2
Coding region: 120-971 (283 amino acids)
Cellular component (GO): nucleus
Molecular function (GO): protein serine/threonine kinase inhibitor activity; protein kinase binding
Source: RefSeq, a predicted model, not a curated record
GCCGCGGAGCCAGGCGGAGGGCAAGGGCGCCGCUGGCCGGCCCGCCGGGCCCUCUCCGCACCGCUCUCGCUGGAGUUUGAAGAGGAACUGGCAGGCCUGGAGGGGGCUGCGGCACGGACAUGCACAGCGCUCGGCUUGACAGUUUCCUGGGCCAGCUGCGCUGGGAACUGCUGUGUGGCCGGGACACUGGCUCACCCCCAAUGCCUGGUCCCCUUCCGCCACCCCCCAAACACCGCCCAGGCGUGCGGCUCAAGCACCAGCUCAGGGCCUCAGAUGCGUUGGAAGAGGACUCGGUUUGUGGUGUGGAGGAAGAGGAUGACGAAGUAGGGGUGACAGGAGACAGGAGUGCAGCCUUCGGGGGCCCCAGGGAGCACGGCCUGGACUGGGACUCUGGCUUCUCAGAGGUGUCGGGCAGCACAUGGAGAGAGGAAGAGCUGCCCGUACCCCAGCACCCAGCAGCCUCGGCAUGGCCCCCCCGGAGACAGCGCCUCUCAACCAGUGGUGUUGCCCAGCCUAGCGGAGCGCCCAUGGCCCGGGUACCACCUGUCCACCGACCACGGCCCAAGUCCACCCCAGAUGCCUGCCUGGAGCACUGGCGGGGGCUAGAAGCUGAGGACUGGACCACAGCCCUGCUGAGCAGGGGUCGUAGUCGCCAGCCCCUGGUGCUGGGGGACAAUUGCUUUGCGGACUUGGUGCACAACUGGAUGGAGCUGCCCGAGGCAGCGGGUGAGGGGGACAAUGGGGGUGGGCCCCGUGCGCGUGCUCGGCCCCCCCAGUUCCUGCUGGGCCUCUCUGAGCAGCUGCGGCGCCAGCUAGCCAGGGCGCGCCGGGCAGCACUGGCAGGAAAGCGACUGUCAUGCCCACCUCGCCCAGAACCCGAACUACCUGCAGAUGUCUCACGCUUUGCAGCCCUCAUGAGUUGCCGCAGUCGGCAGCCCAUCAUUUGCAAUGAUGUUGUCAGCUACCUCUGACCCUGCCCUCCAGCCUGG